AUGAAUUUAACUUCGGUUACUAAUCCAAAUCUUGUCAAACCUAUUUCUUUUGCUGAUACGGUGAAGGGAAGGAAAACCCUAAACCCUACCACCAUUGAUUUAUCAACGUUACCAAACCCUACUCUCAAAGAGGGAGAGCCGGCUCUGGAAAUACCUACAGAUCUGUUUCAAGAGGGAUGCAAGCGCUUUCAACACAGUCUCAUUGCGAGACUUGAUUUUACAGGCCUGAAGUUCAGUGAGGUUAAACAAACCCUAAUGGAGCAAUGGAAGUUUUCUUCCAUUCAACGCAGUUUUAUUCCGAUGAGUAAAGGUUUUUUCAUUGUUAGGUUAACAACUGCAGCAGACAAAGAGAUGAUCCGUGGAUCAAAAUGGAUGGUAAACCAACAGCAGUUACGGAUGAUUGACUGGUAUCCGGGUUUCAAUCCAGAGAAACAACGAACGUCCCAUGCUGCUACAUGGGUAAGAUUUCUGGGUCUUCACAUGGAGCUGUGGACUGAGAGAUCUCUGUUGACGAUAGGGAAAGCUCUCGGAACACCUAUUGUGGUAGAUCAAAGAACUCUUGGUCUUGAGUAUGGCCAUUUUGCUGCUGUGCUUGUCGAUAUAGAUUUCUCUAAACAUAUUCCAGAAUGUAUUCAUCUAUCAGCUGGAGGGAGGAAGUUCUGGCAGUACAUUGAUAUACAACAUUAUCCAAAAUUUUGUUCCAUAUGUAACAUUAUUGGGCAUGAGGAUGAUGAGUGCAAAAGGAAGCUUGCGAAGUCGCAUCCUUCCAUGGAAUCUGAGAAACAACUGGUACGUACAGAGAAACCUGCAAAACAAGUCUGGAAAGAAGUGAAACAUAGAAAUUCAGGUAAAGAAAAUAUUGAAUCAAAUUAUAAUGAUGUUGAAACAACUAUUGUUGUGCUGAAUGAUGAGGAGAAUGUUUUGGAGACAAUCAAACAACUGGAAGAUACCUUCAUAUUUUCUUGA
This is a messenger RNA of Papaver somniferum (opium poppy), 966 nucleotides long. RefSeq lists its product as uncharacterized. NCBI's taxonomy places the organism in Eukaryota, Viridiplantae, Streptophyta, Magnoliopsida, Ranunculales, Papaveraceae. The transcript has a single exon. The coding region runs from base 1 to 966 and encodes 321 amino acids. The record is from RefSeq and is a predicted model, not a curated record.